AUGGAGAUGGUUAAGUUUUUUCACAUGAAUGGAGGAGCUGGAGGUGCAAGUUAUUCAAAUAAUUCUGGACUUCAGAAAAUGGGGAUCUUGAAGACGAAAGGGAUGAUUGAAAAAGCAGUGACUGACCUGUGUUACAGCAAUGUCAACUUUCCAAAAACCCUAACAAUGGCUGAUCUUGGAUGUUCCUUGGGACCAAACACCCUUCUUGUGGGAUCCAUGCUCAUCAAUGCAGUAGCCAAGGCUAGCCUCAAAAUGGGCCAUAAAUCUCCUGAAAUCCAAAUCAACUUGAACGAUCUUCCAACCAACGAUUUCAAUACCAUAUUCUCUUCAUUACAAGAAUUCCAAGAAAGUUCAAUCAUCGGGGAUGUUCAUCCUCUACCCUCAUAUUACUUUACUGGGGUGCCUGGAUCAUUUUUUGAAAGGCUCUUUCCAAGGAAAACUCUACAUUUUAUCCACUCUUCCUAUGGUCUCCAAUGGCUGUCCCAGGCUCCACGAGUAGGAGACAUUAACAAAGGGAGCAUAUACUUAUCAAGUACAACCCCAGAAAGUGUAACAAGGAUGUACUACGAACAAUUUCAGAAAGAUUUCUUGACCUUUUUGAGGUGUCGAUCAGAGGAGAUGGUGGUUGGAGGGCAUAUGGUUUUGACAUUAUCAGGAAGAAAAACUGAUGAUCCUUGUGACGAAGAAAGCUAUUACCUGUGGAGGCCAUUUUCUAUGGCUCUUGAGGACAUGGUAUCUGAGGGUCUUAUAGAUGAAGCGGAACUGGAUUCGUUCAACCUUCCUCAAUAUACAGCAUCCCUAAAUGAGAUCAAGAACUUGGUGGAGAAAGAAGGUUCCUUCAUAAUCGAUGACAUGGAGCUUUUCGACGUAGACUGGACGGCGUGGGAGAAAACCGAGUACGGUAAUGAUGCAAAACGUGGCGUGGCAUUGGCUAUUAGAGCUGCGAUUGAGCCGUUGGUUUCUAAUCACUUUGGUGAGGCAAUACUUGAUGAUGUUUUCAUGAGGUAUGAGAAGUUUCUUACAAAUAGACUGCCGUGCAAGGAGAAGGAAGCUCUUGUUACGAUAAGUGUUUCCUUGAUCAGAAAAAUGUGA
Cynara cardunculus var. scolymus (artichoke) is the source of this 1092-nucleotide messenger RNA. Its product is annotated as salicylate carboxymethyltransferase-like. Gene Ontology annotation, molecular function: S-adenosylmethionine-dependent methyltransferase activity. The transcript is spliced from 4 exons. The record is from RefSeq and is a predicted model, not a curated record. Gene Ontology annotation, biological process: methylation. NCBI's taxonomy places the organism in Eukaryota, Viridiplantae, Streptophyta, Magnoliopsida, Asterales, Asteraceae. Bases 1 to 1092 code for a protein of 363 amino acids.